AUGUCUUCUAAGAAGAACCGAAAGAGGCUGAACCAAAGCGCGGAGAAUGGUUCCCUCUCUCUCUCUACGAGUUCUUCUCCUGCUGGGGCCUCGGCUCCUUCUGCUGGGCCAGGCUACUCUGCGGCGGCCGGGACUCUGGUGGUGACCAACUUCAUAGAAAAGGUGGAUGACAAAGUUCCGAAAACAUUCCGAAAUUCCCUUGUUCAAUUUGGACUCACCACUAUGAAAUCUGCAAAUGUAUGUAUAGGUCGGCCAGUGUUGCUUACAAGUUUGGAUGGAAAGCAAGAGGUGUACAUGGCCUGGCCUGUUUCAGGAUUUCCUGGAGGCAAAGUUGGCCUGAGUGAAUUGGCACAGAAGAAUGUGGGCGUGAAGCCUGGUGAUGUCAUCCAGGUUCAACCUAUUGUUGGUGCUGUGCUACAAGCUGAGGAAAUGGAUGUGGCUUUCAGCAAUAAAAAUAUAGAAAUUAAUGAAAAAGAGCUGACUGGUUGUCUUCUGAGAAAGCUAGAUGGCAAGAUUGUUUUACCAGGCAACUUUCUAUACUGUACAUUCUAUGGAAGACCAUGCAAGUUGCAAGUGUUGCGAGUGAAAGGAACAGAUGGCAUAAUACUGGGAUGGCCUGAGAAUGACCGUGAUAUUAGUGCCCAGGGAUUGACCUCUGAACACUCUAGCCUGGAAACCAGUAGUCUGGAUAUGUCCUUACAGCUGAGUCAGUUACGUCUGGAUGAUCCCCAAGGCCCGGCAUCAAGCAGUACUCCUUGCAAACCAGUGAAUGACAGCAUUAGGAAUAAAGCUAAUGAUAUUUUGUUGGGUAUUGCACAGAGUCCUAAGGAACCUAGUGGACUUGGGCUAGAGGAAGUCACAGGUCUUAGAUGUAGUUCUGAGUCUGCCAGAGAAGGAAAUGAACAGCCUAUCAAUGAAGAGAGAUUGCUAAAAUCAGUCAGCAUGGGAGCAAGAUUCAACACGGAUAAUUUUUAUUUUAUUUCUUCAACAACAAGAGUCAAUUUUACAAAAAUUCAUACGAAUUCAAAAGAGCAAGACAGCCAAUUCAAAGUAACUUAUGACAUGAUAGGCGGCUUGGGUAGCCAGCUGAAAGCAAUUAGAGAAAUAAUCGAAUUGCCUCUCAAACAGCCUGAACUUUUCAAGAGUUAUGGAAUUCCUGCCCCUAGAGGAGUUUUACUCUUUGGCCCUCCAGGUACUGGAAAAACAAUGAUUGCCAGGGCUGUUGCUAAUGAAGUUGGAGCUUAUGUUUCUGUAAUUAAUGGGCCUGAAAUUAUUAGCAAAUUUUAUGGUGAGACUGAAGCAAGGUUACGACAGAUAUUUGCUGAAGCCACUCUGAGGCACCCAGCAAUUAUAUUUAUUGAUGAACUAGAUGCACUUUGCCCUAAGAGGGAAGGGGCUCAGAAUGAAGUUGAAAAAAGAGUUGUAGCUUCACUCUUAACACUAAUGGAUGGCAUUGGCUCAGAAGGAAGUGAAGGACAAGUGUUGGUCCUUGGGGCCACUAAUCGUCCUCAUGCUUUAGAUGCUGCACUCCGACGACCUGGCCGAUUUGAUAAAGAGAUUGAGAUUGGCGUUCCUAAUGCUGAGGACCGUUUGGAUAUUCUCCAGAAGCUGCUUCAAAGGGUACCCCAUCUGCUCACUGAAGCUGAACUACUGCAGCUGGCUAAUAGUGCUCAUGGAUAUGUUGGAGCAGACUUGAAAGCCUUGUGUAAUGAAGCAGGUCUCUGUGCUUUGCGAAGAGUACUAAAGAAACAUCCUAACUUCCCUGAUAGCAAGGUGGCUGGAUUGGUGAAAGUUACUUUGAAUGAUUUUUUGAAGGGGAUGAAUGACAUCAGACCCAGUGCCAUGAGAGAGGUAGCAAUUGAUGUCCCAAAAGUAUCAUGGUCAGAUAUAGGAGGACUGGAAAAUAUCAAACUGAAAUUGAAACAGGCUGUGGAGUGGCCCUUGAAACAUCCAGAAUCUUUCAUACGAAUGGGUAUUCAGCCACCUAAAGGAGUUCUUCUGUAUGGACCACCUGGAUGCUCUAAGACAGUGAUAGCAAAGGCUUUGGCCAAUGAGAGUGGACUUAAUUUCCUAGCUAUAAAGGGGCCUGAAUUAAUGAAUAAAUAUGUUGGUGAAUCUGAAAGAGCAGUUAGAGAGAUCUUCCGAAAAGCGAAAGCAGUGGCUCCUUCUAUUCUUUUCUUUGAUGAACUUGAUGCCUUAGCAGUUGAAAGAGGCAGUUCUUCAGGUGCUGGGAACGUAGCCGACCGUGUUUUGGCUCAGCUCUUAACAGAAAUGGAUGGGAUCGAACAACUAAAGGAUGUGACCAUUUUGGCAGCUACUAACCGCCCUGAUAGGAUAGACAAGGCUUUGAUGCGGCCUGGGAGAAUUGAUAGAAUCAUCUAUGUGCCUUUACCAGAUGCAGCAACAAGAAGGGAAAUUUUUAACCUGCAGCUUCGCUCCAUGCCAAUUAGUGAUGGUGUUGACCUGGAUGAACUCAUCCUCCAAACAGAUACAUAUUCAGGAGCAGAGAUUAUAACUGUGUGUCGAGAGGCAGCCCUUCUGGCUCUGGAAGAAGACAUUCGAGCCAAGUGCAUUAUGAAAAGACAUUUUACUCAAGCCUUGAGUACUGUAACACCUAGAAUUCCAGAAUCAUUGAGACAUUUUUACGAAGAUUAUCAAGAGAAGAGUGGGCUACAUACACUGUGA
Messenger RNA from Chrysochloris asiatica (Cape golden mole), 2685 nucleotides. RefSeq names its product spermatogenesis associated 5 (gene AFG2A). The coding region runs from base 1 to 2685 and encodes 894 amino acids. The record is from RefSeq and is a predicted model, not a curated record. Gene Ontology annotation, cellular component: cytoplasm. Gene Ontology annotation, molecular function: ATP binding; ATP hydrolysis activity. NCBI's taxonomy places the organism in Eukaryota, Metazoa, Chordata, Mammalia, Afrosoricida, Chrysochloridae. The transcript is spliced from 17 exons.